CCCCAUAAAGCUUUACCGUAUUUGCACUUACUGGUAUAGUAAUCUCUGACUCUGUCCAACCAAAUACCAAAUUCUUCUUAGCUUCCCAACUGAAUUCCUUCACCUCUCUCUCUCUCUCUCUCCUAAAUCCCACAUAGAACCAAACCCAUCUCAGCUUCUUAUCUAUAUCUCCUCCCAGCAAGCACACAACUCAUACUCAUCCAUAUUUCCCAUCAAUAUAAAGAGACAGAGAAGAAACACUUUAUCGAAAAAGAAAAAACAAAAUGAAUAGUUUUGUUGCUCAAAGACAAGACUCAUUGAAAAGAAGAUGGCAAGAAAGGAGAUUAAUGGUUGGUGCAACUCCAAUUACUUCUUCUGGACCCUUCACUAUGGGAAACCCUAAAAGCAACAAUCUUAUUCAAGGAUUCCCUGCAGGGCUGGAUGAUGAUGAUCUCGUUUCCACGGUGGUUCCACCGGUGACAGUCGUGCUCGAAGGCCGUUCGAUCUGCCAGCGCAUCAGUCUUCAUGAGCAUGCAAGUUACCAAAGCCUAGCUAAGGCCUUGAGGCAGAUGUUUGUGGAUAUAGGUGACAGUACUAAUGGAGUCGCUAAUUCGGAGAGCAAUGAUCAUCUUGAUCUGUCUAAUGCUAUUCCCGGUCAUCUCAUUGCUUAUGAAGACAUGGAAAAUGAUCUCCUUCUUGCCGGUGACCUUAAUUGGAAGGAUUUUGUACGAGUGGCUAAGAGAAUUCGAAUACUGCCAGUGAAGUCAAACUCAAGGAAGGGAAGAGGGGUGGCAUAGCUCGCUGAUUUUUGGCAUUUUUUGGUUGGUAUUGGCAAGAAAGUCAAGAAGUUACAUAAUUCAAAAACCAAAAAUUAAUUAUUGGAACUUGUAAUGUCAUGGUAGGCCUUGGAAGCAUAUGUAUGUGUACUUUUCUAAGUGUAAAGCUCCUUGUUUCCUUAUAUCAUGAAUAAAUUACUCGAUAAAUUAUUACUAGUCCAAAAAAGUUUAGGUUACUGAAAAUAUGAAUUUAUUCCUCACAAAAAUGGAUUUUCGGAUUUUCUCUUCUCAUCAAAGUUUGUUUUCCACUACUCAGAAGUUAGAUAGAGAGAAGAUAAGUUUCCUUAGAAGAGUACAACCUCUCCCUUAAUGAUGUAUCUAUUUUUCAUUUACCUCAAUUUCUUUUCUUGGCAGGUAGGAAA
This is a messenger RNA of Quercus lobata, 1177 nucleotides long. It is a transcript of the gene IAA33, whose product is annotated as indole-3-acetic acid inducible 33. Gene Ontology annotation, biological process: regulation of DNA-templated transcription. Bases 264 to 776 code for a protein of 170 amino acids. Lineage: Eukaryota; Viridiplantae; Streptophyta; Magnoliopsida; Fagales; Fagaceae. Gene Ontology annotation, cellular component: nucleus. The transcript has 2 exons. The record is from RefSeq and is a predicted model, not a curated record.